Messenger RNA from Geodia barretti, 592 nucleotides. The record is from the annotation of a GenBank genome assembly. NCBI's taxonomy places the organism in Eukaryota, Metazoa, Porifera, Demospongiae, Tetractinellida, Geodiidae.
CACACACUGACUGGUCUUACUAAUGGAAGGACCUAUACCAUAUCAAUUGUAGCCACAUCAUCAACAGACCUAGUCAGUGAAAGUGUUGCUACUACCGCUGUUCGCUUGGUUCCAUCUGCUCUAGUUCUGCAUACAUCUCCAACAGCUACAGACACUACCAUCACUAUUGCUGGUAGUGCUCCCAGUGGCUCAGUGGUGACUAGGUUUAUGGUCCAUUGGCAGAGAGACACUUCAGUUGGUUGUUCCAAUAUAAAUCAGCAAAGUUUUACUGUGAAUCAAGGCUUUAGUGUUCAACAGAAAUAACUGACUAGAGCCAGGAAUAGGUACACCAUUACUGUGACAAUCUUCAAUGCAGCUGGCCCUGCUCCAGUCAGUAAUGCUGUAACUGCAACAACUAUGCAGACAAGUAAGAGGCUCAGUCAAUAUUAUAAUACUUAUCCCUGUUGUUCAUUGGUUGUUAUACACAGAUCCAUACCGACGGUCCUACCUAGUAAGAAGUGGUCAGCAUGCUCGUAGUAUAAACUGUCCGUUGGCAGUGCAGUAGUGUCUUGUCUGACCGUAAAUGGAGAGAUAAUGGUGGUACAGAGCAAGG